GUUGCAAUAACAGCCAUGAACAAAUGUAACUCUUGGAAUUUUCACUAAGAAUCUUUUAUUUUCUGAUGUUGCUGGAUGUUAUUCUUUAGUGAACAGGUACUGCUAUGUGGAUAUUUGUUAGCAAUGACUGAUGUGGAAUCUACAUAUGCAGACUUUAUUGCUUCAGGAAGAACUGGUAGAAGAAAUGCAUUACAUGACAUACUUGUGUCCUCUCCGGGUGGGAACUCUAGUGAACUAGCCUUAAAGUUAUCAGAGCUUGAUAUAAACAAAACGGAAGGAGAAGGAGAUGCGCAACGAAAUCCAAGUGAGCAAACUGGGGAGGCCCAAGGGGAGGCAGCAAAGCAAGAAAGCUGACAUCCGACUUUGACCGACUGAAGCAGCUGCUGGAUGUUUUCAGACUACAAGAGCAUGCUGGAACAAAUUUGUUUCCAUGAGCAAGCUGGUGGAAAAGAAAGUGCAUGUGUCUUCACUGCUGGAACCCACUCAACACAAUGCUAAAAAUGGGGGUGCAAGCUGUGGCAGAAGACAGAAUUUUCUCUACCUCUGUCAUUAGCAAUGGUUGAACAUGUUUUGAUUUUUUGGGAUAGUGUCAUCAGAUGGAUCCCUUCAUAAUGACUACUUGAUGGGAACACUUUUAGAAAGUAGAACAGGUAAAUCUUGUAGCACAUGGCCUGUGAAACAUCAGAGGAUCUAAUUGUGCAUCUUAAGCAAAGGCUUGCGUGAUCCUCAGAGUUAAAAUUCUCUGGCCAAAGCGUUCACCCAUUAAAAGAACUGUAAAGAAAGCACUGUUUUUAGAACUUUGCGUCUGUUUUACAGCUCUGUUACUUACAAUGGUUUUUGUAUUGUAUGACUUAGAUGCUCCACACUGCCCCUUCUCAACUGCUUAUGAAGGAUAUUUCUGUUACUGUGAAUUUUUCUACCACGCGUUUUGAAAGGGCUGGGAUUUUGCAUAAUGUGGUGAUGUGCACAUGAUAGAUUUAAAACGUCAACUGCUAAAUUGAUUAUGCCUAAACUGAAAUGAUUCAGCAUCCCUCUAAUUUGCUAUUAGAUGAGCCUUCAAAAUGAUUUGUUAAUGUGAAUACUUCAGCGUGUUUUGUGUCCUUGGUACAGUUUUGCCACUUGCCUGUAGCUAGUUGCUUAUCAGAGACUCAAAUUCAAAUAUUUUAUGUUCUUCUUCCCCAUUUUUCUAAUUUUAUUCCCAAUUUCUUAAUCUUUCUCCGAGAUAUUUUUUUAAAAUGUUAGUCCAAGUAUUUUAUUGUUAAGGUAGUUUUAAGAAUACAUUUAUAGCCUUAUAUAGGUUAAAAUUCAAACAGAUUCCAUGGUGCUAGAGAUUUUCCUGGUUCACAUCUUAAGGAUGGGCCUUGUUUACACACAGGAAAAUAACUGGCAUAGGUUAUUGCCAAUUAACGUAUUCUGGAAUAAGUUUUAGAUUGCGGGAUAGCCCAGCUAGUGGAUCAUGGGCUGGAUCCACGUAGGGAGAGUAUUUUUUCUAUUCCUUGCCUUUGCCUCAGUUGAUCAGGCUGUUGAGUUUGCAGAGCCAGUAGCCUGUUAACUGAUGCACCAGGUUACAGCCAAGUGCUAGAAGCUGCCUCAGCAGCCUUUUGGCUAGGAGGAAAUGGAAAUGAGAGACUUUGCAUCUAGCACCCAAAAGACUGGAUUUUUCCCAUUUCAUUUAUUCCAAAAUGACAGUCCUGGACCUUCUUUGAAAUACCAGGAUAGCUUGUCCAUCCAGGAGACUACUUGAAACAUCUACAAAUUAAUAACCUAGUUUGCAGUAGCUAUGCUGAUUGAUGUCCUCCCCCCAUCCUGCCCCAAUAGACAAGACCAUAUAUGAAGCAAAAUGGGCAGCCACACCUCUGUGUGACUAAGGUGAGUAAAGAGAGAGACUGACUAGUAAACCAUGGCAAUCACAUAAGCACCAAUCACAAAGUCAGAAGAUUAGUUUUCUUUUAUUAACAGGAGGUGAUGUCACUUUAUAUAUAGUAUAUAUAUAAUAUAUAUUUUUGUGUUGUUGUUGGUUUCAAAUGUUAUGCACUUUUUAAUGUUUGUAAACUUUUACUAAUGAUAGUGUGAUUGCUUCUUGAAUAUAUUAGUCAUCAGUUAACAAAACAUCUUUGUGGCCACAGCUGUUUGUUUCUACCAUAUGUAUCAUAGUACUUGUCACCUGAAAUUCUUUUGUGAGAUGUGUGGAGAAAAAGCAAACACUUCUGAUCAGUAUUAUGAGCUCAUUUAUUAGUGUUAAUAAAAAACAAGCCAGCAGUAUGCUUGUGGCUCAUUAGUGUAAUAUUAACUCUCACCUUUUAUUGUUUGGAAGCUGAAUGCCUCGCUGUCUUAUUAGCUGUCAAAUGCCCUAUCUUCUUGGCAACAGAAGUAGUCCUUUUGCUUUGAAAAUACUGUUAGCCUUAAACUAAUUAUUUAUUUGUUUCACUUGAUGUUCCUUUCAAACUUAAAACAAUAUUACUAAUCUUUCUUUUUUAAUUAUUUUUCCCUCCCGUUGCUCUUGCAUCAAGUCUUCAAGCUGAACUGGUUGCCCCUUUGUCAUGAACUAGUUACUAUCAAUCUAGCACAAACACCAGAAGGAAAUAAGAUUCUAGGGUUUUUUAUAGUGUUACUUCAUUGAUGGUCCAUGAAACAUCAUCAAUAAAUUGUCAUGGGAAAAGGCAAUAGUGGAAUAAAUAAUUACAGUACAUUAAAUUGUUGGUUUUCCUUAUUUUCCUUCAGUGCUUUUUAUUUCAGUACACUUUCCUUCUUAAUUCCUCUGUGUUGUGAAAUAAAAUUCAUUUCAGCCUUUCUUCCUUA
Pezoporus occidentalis (night parrot) is the source of this 2799-nucleotide messenger RNA. It is a transcript of the gene PKIA, whose product is annotated as cAMP-dependent protein kinase inhibitor alpha. Gene Ontology annotation, biological process: negative regulation of cAMP-dependent protein kinase activity. The coding region runs from base 76 to 354 and encodes 92 amino acids. The transcript has 3 exons. Gene Ontology annotation, cellular component: cytoplasm; nucleus. Gene Ontology annotation, molecular function: cAMP-dependent protein kinase inhibitor activity. The record is from RefSeq and is a predicted model, not a curated record. NCBI's taxonomy places the organism in Eukaryota, Metazoa, Chordata, Aves, Psittaciformes, Psittacidae.